Fusarium odoratissimum NRRL 54006 is the source of this 2808-nucleotide messenger RNA. RefSeq lists its product as uncharacterized. The transcript has 2 exons. Gene Ontology annotation, biological process: mRNA splicing, via spliceosome. Bases 86 to 2161 code for a protein of 691 amino acids. Lineage: Eukaryota; Fungi; Ascomycota; Sordariomycetes; Hypocreales; Nectriaceae. Gene Ontology annotation, cellular component: post-mRNA release spliceosomal complex. The record is from RefSeq and is a predicted model, not a curated record.
CCUGACGUAACAGCUCAGUCCACCCAAACAAUUCUUUUCCAUCAACACUUGAAUUGUGCACCUACCACAGCUUCACAACUUCAAGAUGGAAGGCCUGGACGAAUUUGAAAAGUCGCUGGCCGCUGAGAAGGCCGAGAGGGAGCGAGCAGAACGCGACCACGACGAAAAGCGACAUCGCAAACAUAGACAUCAUCAUCGACACGACUCAGAACGCGAAAGAGACCGGGAUCGAGACAGAGACAGAGAUAGAGACGGACAUAGACAUCGCCAUCGUCGGAGAAACGAUGAAGAAGAUGAUGGUCACCGAAAUAAACGCUCGCGCCAUUCACGCGACGACGAAGACAACCACCGAUCGCGAAGACACGGCGACGACCGCCAUCGCAAGACAACAGACCCCAAAGAAGAUCUCCCCAUCCCCGACGAGGAGAAGCCAGCCAGCCAAGACCCAGUCGACCGAUCGAGAUCCCUCCAGCGAGACUCUUGGAUGACAGCCCCCUCCUCCAUCGAGGUCGACUAUAUCCACCGACCCGACAAGAACAAGUCGCCGCCUCCAAAACCCGAGCCAAAGCGUGUCGUAUCAAAGCGCGAGAUUAACACCCAUAUCCAAGACAUCAACGAGGGCAAGUCCAUCGAUGAGCUCAACAUUCCAACCGAACGAACUGUAAAUUACACUUUCGGCGACGCUGGCUCUUCAUGGCGAAUGACAAAGCUCAAAGCUGCCUACACAGCGGCUGAAGAAAGCGGUCGUCCAAUUGAAGACGUCGCCAUGGAACGUUUUGGCGAUCUACGCUACUUCGACGACGCGCGAGAAGAGAAGGAAGAGAUGGAACGACGCAAGAUCUACGGUAAAGACUACAAGGGCCACGACAAGCCAACGGGCGACCUCUACCGUGAGAGAAUGAAGAACCAACGCAAAGACUCACCACCUCCCGAACCCGAACAAGGUACAAUAAUUCCCGACACGCAUCCCCAAUCAACUCCCGUGAUGGAUCAAACCGCCCUCAACCGUCUCCGUGCCCAAAUGAUGAAAGCCAAGCUCCGUCGCGCCCCGAAUGCCGCCCAGCUCGAAGAAGAAUACAACAAAGCCGCAGCAAUGUUCGCCACAGCCCAAUCCAACCCCGAAGCCGUCGUUCUUAGCGUAAUGGACAAUCGCCAGCUCGCCGGUACGCGUAACGAAGCUAAAGCCAUCACCAACAAACGCGGUCGCGAGCGCGGAAACGUGGAAGAGAACACAGAAAUGACAAUUGACGAUAUGGUUCGCGAGGAACGUCGCACGAAGAACCAAGCAGGCGGCGAAGGUCUCCGUCUAGCAGAACGCAUCGCAAAAGACGGUAAGUUCGAUAACGAUCUGGAUUACAUGGACGAAAACGCCGAAAAGCUCGCCAAGCGCCUGCACAAAUCCGACAUCAAUCUCAAGAACAUGGCCGUAUCCGAGUUCCAGAAGAUGUCUCGCGCACUGGACAAUUGUCCCCUGUGCCACCACGAAGACAAGAACCAACCGCCCCUCGCACCCGUCAUCGCCCUCGGUACACGCGCCUUCCUCACCCUUGCGACCGAACCCGAGAUCUCCCCCGGCGGCGCCGUCAUCGUCCCUCUCGCACACCGCGCGAAUCUUUUAGAGUGCGAUGACGAUGAGUGGGAGGAAAUACGAAACUUCAUGAAGAGUCUCACGCGCAUGUAUCACGAACAAGGUCGCGAGGUCGUAUUCUACGAAAACGCGGCGCAGCCCCAUCGGCGCAUGCACGCAGCCAUGGUCGCCGUCCCGAUACCCUACGAAGAAGGCGCCACGGCUCCCGCGUACUUCAAAGAGGCGUUCCUGUCAUCCGAUGAAGAGUGGAGUCAGCAUCGCAAGAUCAUCGACACAGGUGCGAAAGCGCGCGACGGCAUGGGCCGCUCCGCGUUUAGACGCUGUAUCGCGAAGGAGAUGCCGUAUUUUCACGUGUGGUUUACGCUAGAUGGUGGAUUGGGCCAUGUUGUUGAAGAUGCGGGUCGCUGGCCAAAGGGCGAUCUUUUCGCGCGUGAAGUCCUGGGGGGCAUUGUUGAUGCGGAGCCGCAUGUUAUGAAGAAGCAAGGGCGCUGGAUGAGGGGCGAUCCUAGAGUGGAUGGCUUCAAGAAGGGAUGGCGGAAGUUUGAUUGGACGAGAAUGCUCGCGGAGGGAUAAUUAAUUAAAGUAGAAGCGUGAAGGUAUCAUUGAGAGAAGCUAUCAUUAAGCGUUGAUAUGUAAAAGACAUUACAUGGGACAUGGCAGUCCCCGAGAUUAAUGUUAUAUAAGAAACAAACGAGAUAUCAUACUCCAACCUUGGUCCCUCAACCAAACCAAGCAUGAAGCCCGUCUCUGGGGUAUCAAGACCGACCGACCGAUCGGACAAAGCCCAUCACACUCGCGCUAGCCAUGAGACCGUGGCCCUCACCUUCGAGAACACGAACUUCGCAGCGUCGCAUUGUCUUGCCGAGCCAUUUUACGUUAUCGACGGGGACGCGAGUGUCUCUACUGCCGUGGUGGAUGACGACGGGUCUUGUGAUGUCGACGUAGCGGAAACCGAUUGUGUGACGACGCUCGAGGCAGACGAGCAGAUCGACGGCGGGAUUUGCACCUGUUGUGGCGAGUUCCCAAAUAGCGUGCGUUAAUCGGAGGUCGUAGGUCAUUUGGCGUUCCUUAUCUGCCAUGGCGUCGGCUGCGGCUGCGAUAAUAUCCGAAUCACCUCUUGUACCUUGCGGAAUGCUCAUUCUGUCCAUAUUCUCGGAGGCAUUGGGAGGUUCCAACUCCGUGUCGCCGUGACCGGGUGAUUUGUUAUACACGUUCUCUUU